AUGAGAAAAAUCUUGUUUGAUCCCAUUGGAACAACAUUACCACCCCAAUUACCACCUUCCCCUGCCCCCGCCCCUUCCCCUUCAGAACCAUAUUAUCAACAAUCAAAUGACUUCUAUGGUUCUGUCUACAACUACUUUUUACCUCCUGGUUUACCAGAGGACAGUGCAUACGAAAUGUCCACCAUUUCAAUAGUUAUAUGUCUGCUCAUCCUCUCUAUCUGUUCUCUCCUCUUCAUUUUCCACCUCCGCCUUAGAUCACGAUGGUCUCACCAUUUACAAAAGUUCAGCAGCGCAUGGUCCUUAAGAGUGCUCCUUGUUAUGUAUGUUGCUCUUUGGGCAUCCAACGAAAUUCUCAGAUUACCAUUUUUCCGUCGGCGUUACAUUUACCCGUAUUUGCCACCUUUAAAUCUAGCCCAAGAAGUCAAUCUAUGUAAAGCAUACGUGGUAUUAUCCCUCGGACUGUACGAGCCUGCAAUCCUGGCCACCCUUCUUUUCCUCUUACGAGUCUCAGUCAAGAAACGUUGCCCUAGUCAACUAUCAGCAAUCGCCAAGGUUGGUAGUAUGUGCUUACCAGUUUUUUUGGGCCAAAUACUUGUUGUCUACUUUUCUCCUCUCCAAGCGCAGCUACCAGAAAUCUUCUACCGGGGUUCGGUGAUUUCAAAAGAUCUUCAUGGGAACACCAAUGUGUACUGCACAUAUCCUUGGUCAAGUACAAUUGUCUUUGCAUGCUUUGGAAUGUCGUACACACUGGGAUUUUCAUUGUCAUGCUGGGAAGUUUUGUCUGUGGUGAUCAAUAAAUCAAUAAUUUAUCGGAUUAACUUUCUCGCCAUGACCAUCAAUUCGACGAUUCCUCUACAAAUCGUGUUUCUUGGAUUGUCUGCAUUCUCGUCAACCGGAAAGGUAGCAUCUGAAGCCAUGCUAAUCGCUAUGUUCUUUUGUGCUGCACUCUGCGUAAUUGUUGGGCUGGGUACUCUGGUUAUCAAACCCACUGCUGAUGCACUUGCCUCUGUAGUUGAUUUUCACCGGUCAAAUGCAAGGGUCCACAUUCGGGACUUGGAGUUUGAUAAAAAGCAAGAAGAAAAUGAACAGAAACAAUGA
Molecule: messenger RNA, 1098 nt
Organism: Daucus carota subsp. sativus
Lineage: Eukaryota; Viridiplantae; Streptophyta; Magnoliopsida; Apiales; Apiaceae
Exons: 1
Coding region: 1-1098 (365 amino acids)
Source: RefSeq, a predicted model, not a curated record